CGGCCGCUCACAGGAAUCGCAUUACCACAGCCACGAAACCAUUCCCUCCGCCCACCGUUUCCUCCUCCCCGACCGCGAUGCCGCCGCCUCAUCAUCCCUUCUCUACCUCUUCCUCCACACUCCACUUUUCCUUCUCCUUCGCGAUCCGUCCAUGGCCACCAAGCACACCCCGACGCACUACGUCUUCCUCCUCGGCAUCGUUGUCCUGCUCGCUGUAUUCCUCCUUGGAGACUAUCUCUGGGCCUCCGCCUCCGCCUCCUCUUCCCGCUCCCACGCCUCCUCCUCCGUUCCCUUCUGGUCCAAAUCGCUUGCUCUCUCGCUAGGCCGCUCCAAUCCUGGGCCAAAGGAGCCAAAAACAAAUACAAAAGGUCUAAAAGUGUCAAUUAAACUUCUCAAUGCAACAUAUACUGAUAUUCCAUCACCUAAUUUGGUAUGGGAGGAGAUGCCUGAAGCACCUGUACCUCGUCUUGAUGGGGCUUCUGUACAAAUCAAAGAUCUGCUUUAUGUAUUUUCUGGAUAUGGCACCAUUGAUUAUGUGCAUUCACAUUGUGAUAUAUUCAAUUUCACAAGCAAUACCUGGUGUGGAAGGUUUGAUACACCAAAAGCAAUGGCAAAUUCACACUUGGGAAUGGCAACAGAUGGUAGAUAUAUUUAUGCUGUCACAGGGCAGACUGGCCCACAGUGUAGAGGCCCUACAAAUCGCAACUUUGUGUUGGAUACACAAACAAAAGAAUGGAAUGAAUUGCCCCCGCUACCUUUUGCUAGAUAUGCCCCAGCAACUCAAUUUUGGAGAGGCAGAUUGCAUGUUAUGGGUGGUGGCAAGGAGGAUCGCUAUGAACCUGGAUUGGAACACUGGAGCCUUGCCGUAAAAGAUGGCAAGGCAUUGGAAACGGAAUGGAGAACUGAGAUACCAAUACCACGUGGUGGUCCUCACAGGGCGUGUGUAGUUGCGAAUGAUAAACUGAUAGCUAUUGGUGGUCAAGAGGGUGACUUCCAAGCUAAGCCAGGAUCACCUAUUUUCAAAUGUUCACGGAGGCAUGAGGUGCAAUAUGCUGAUGUUUACAUGCUGGAUGAUGGAAAAGAAUGGAAGCAGCUACCUCCGAUGCCAAAACCAAAUUCCCACAUAGAGUCUUCUUGGGUACUUGUCAACAACUCGAUUCUUAUUGUUGGCGGCACAACAUUGAAGCACCCUAUCACCAAAAAGAUGAUUCUAGUUGGUGAGGUCUUCCGUUUUGAUCUACAUACCCUGAAAUGGUCAGUAAUUGGGCGCUUGCCAUUCCGCGUCAAGACUACUUUGGCUGGUUACUGGAAUGGUUGGCUGUAUUUCACAUCCGGUCAGCGGGACAGAGGGGUAGACGAUCCCUCUCCAAGGAAAGUUAUUGGGAGCGUGUAUAGAUCUAAAAUAAUCUUGUAACCACAGGAUUGUUUAGAUACCCAUAAAUUGGUCUUAAAAUAAGGUCAUUUAAUUGUAUAUUUUUUAAUUCAACCAUUUGUAUGUCCAAGUUAAAUCUUCUAGGUAUUUUCUGGCCUUUCUCUUCCUUGUGCGAAGGGGGGGAAGGGGCAAAUGCAUAUAAAUGUUUCAUUUACCAUCUCAGAAUCUCAUAAAAUGUUUCAAGUUUUGUAUCAGUAGAAGUUGUUCUAAUUUGGAAUUGCAGUGUUCAUAUGCUUGUAGUUGACUGGCACAUCCUCAUCUUUCAAAACUGAUU
Messenger RNA from Zingiber officinale, 1706 nucleotides. RefSeq names its product kelch repeat-containing protein At3g27220-like. The coding region runs from base 152 to 1414 and encodes 420 amino acids. Lineage: Eukaryota; Viridiplantae; Streptophyta; Magnoliopsida; Zingiberales; Zingiberaceae. Gene Ontology annotation, molecular function: protein binding. The record is from RefSeq and is a predicted model, not a curated record. The transcript has 7 exons.